CCUCGGAGCAGCCUGAUGGGUGUUUGUCGCUCUUCUGCCCAGCUUCCACUGGGAUCCUCGUGCUGUUUAUUGGAGCCCCAGCAGUAUUUACGGGCAACAUCUGUUCGUGAUGUCGAUGCUGAGACACAAACCAACCUGGAACUAAGACAAGGGAACCACAUCACACAAAACAUGGUGGAUGCAAGGUUGACGCCACUGGCAGCGAUGGGGCUGGACCGAGGCACUCUAAUGCAUGAAGGUCUUCGUCUCCAUGGUGGGGUUGUGUACCCAGGGAUCAGAGCACUGUCAGCGGAGAAGAGCCGAGAGACAGCCGCCCUUCCCCUCACUUAUAAUAGGGAUGGUCUCCCAGAGCUCCUCUACAAGCCUGAUGGCCCUUUGGACAGUCGUAAGCCCACUAAUGGAUAUCUGGGCCUCUACAAGGGCACCCCUCCAGGUCUCCCCAAGCCUAUGCUGGUUCCUGGAACUGGAAAUGAAGGUCUAGGUUUGGAACGCCGAGUAGGACCUGGAGAAAAAGCUUCUGAACUGGGCUUGGCAGGUGCUGGUGGCAGCUACCUCCGCCUGCCGUGGCUCAACCCCUACCCCGAAGCAAGCAUGUAUCCCUUCAUGGACACAUCCAAGUAUGCGGCUCUUAACAUGUACAAAGCCUCCUUGCUCAGCCAACCCAACCCUUAUCUUCCCCAGCACCUGGCCUACUCUUCUCUGUGUGCAGCCCAGGGAGGCAAUGUUAACCCUGCAGCAGCCGCUUCUGCUGCUGAGAGGCUCUACUAUAUGCCCCCCUAUCCUCCUUCUCCCAUCUCUUCUCCCCUUGUAGCACCCCCUAUGAGGAUUCCUGCAGUCACAGUGGCCCCCACAUCACUGGUACACUGCCAGGACAAGGGGCUUCCAUUUGCACAGCAGCUUCACCAACCUUCCCCUCAUCCUCAGCACCAUCAGACUGCUAUAGACAGGGACCGGUCCCCGAGCAGGAGCAGCAGACCAAGCAGACCUCCCUCAAGGAAGGGCUCUAGCAACAACAAUAACAACAGUAGCACUAGUGGCACCAGUGGUGGGAAUAAUAAUAGUCUGCCUACUGAUUCUUCUCCUCAUGCAUCUUCUCGCCUACCCCAACCUCCCCCUCCUCCUGCUCUCAUUGAUAAUUCACUGGAUUUACAAAGGCCAGUCGUUAGGUUAGGACAACCACCCUCCUCUUCAAUAUCUGCCUCAUCUACACAGUCCAUUCCCCAUCCAUUCUCUGUGAGCAGCAUGGCAUCAGAGCAGCCC
Micropterus dolomieu (smallmouth bass) is the source of this 1260-nucleotide messenger RNA. RefSeq names its product BCL-6 corepressor-like. The annotation marks the transcript as partial. Gene Ontology annotation, biological process: negative regulation of transcription by RNA polymerase II. Lineage: Eukaryota; Metazoa; Chordata; Actinopteri; Centrarchiformes; Centrarchidae. The transcript is spliced from 3 exons. The record is from RefSeq and is a predicted model, not a curated record. Gene Ontology annotation, cellular component: nucleus. Gene Ontology annotation, molecular function: transcription corepressor activity.